This is a messenger RNA of Gasterosteus aculeatus aculeatus (three-spined stickleback), 3868 nucleotides long. NCBI's taxonomy places the organism in Eukaryota, Metazoa, Chordata, Actinopteri, Perciformes, Gasterosteidae. The record is from RefSeq and is a predicted model, not a curated record.
UGAUUUAUUUCGGAGAGCGUCUUAGGGAGGUUGAGUGAGGUUGUUGGUCCAACGCCAGCCUCUCCCAUAACGGCCAAACCUGUACUCCGUGAUUUGAACAUCUUCCAGGCUUUACCCUGCGAUAUGAGAUGGAAUAUCUAUCUACCUUCUCGUUGACUUUGUUUACGGUGAUUGACCAAUAGGAAGUGACCCAAGAUCCCAGUAGCUGUGAACGGAAGUGUCAACAUUCCCACGGAGGAAGGACGGGACGCUGCUGCUGAGCCGCACAGGACCACGCGACUCUCCCACGGACUGCUUUUGUUCCCCACGUCACUGAAAGGCACACCGGCUGGGAUGAACACACAUGCAGUCCACGGGAAGCAGGCACACGUUGCUCAGACUGCUGGCAGCGGACGAAACAAGUGACUGAAAGAACCCCAAAACAGAAGGAUCUGUGACUACCUCCUCACUUCGUAUACGGGUUGAUUGGUCCUUUGCAAGAGGACUUCCUCAAAAGAGCCAUAAUCCAGAAGACAACAUGGCUGACACAGUGAAUGCAUUGCCGUUCUUCUACGGCAACGUCACCAGGGAGGAGGCAGAGGACUACCUGGGGCAGGCCAGCACGGGCAACGGCACAUACCUGCUGAGACAAAGUCGAAACUAUCUCGGAGGAUUUGCACUGUCUGUGUUUCAUUCGGGCCGCUGCUACCACUACACCAUUGAAAAAGAGCCCAAUGAAAUGUAUGCGAUUGCUGGUGGGAAGAGCCACAAAACCCCGGUUGAUGUGAUCGACUACCACUCACAAGAGAUGGACGGCCUUGUGUGUCUGCUGAAAAAGCCCUGCAACAGGCCCAGAAACAUGCAGCCAAAGAUCGGGGCGUUUGACGACCUGAAGGAAAAAUUGAUCCGGGAGUAUGUGCAACAGACAUGGAAUCUACAGGGAGCAGCUCUGGAGCAGGCCAUCAUCAGCCAGAAGCCUCAGCUGGAGAAGCUUAUUUCUACCACUGCACACGAAAAAAUGCCUUGGUUCCAUGGAUCAAUAACACGAGAAGCCUGUGAGCCAAGGCUUCAAAAUGGCUCCCGUGUAAAUGGAAAAUUCCUGAUCCGACAGAGAGAUGCAAAAGGAUCUUUCGCCCUGUGCUUACUCCAUGAACGACAAGUCAUGCAUUAUCGCAUCGACAGGGACCGGACGGGGAAGCUCUCUAUCCCAGAUGGCAAGAAAUUUGACACCUUGUGGCAGCUGGUGGAACACUACUCGUACAAACCUGAUGGUCUGCUGCGAGUGCUAACAGAACCCUGUCCAAGACCCCACGGAGAAACUGGGAUGCUAGGACGGCAACUCCUCUCACCGGACGCUUCUUCAGUAACUUCUGCCUUUCAAAAUGCGGCAGAUGGAAUUCUCUCCAAACUCAGAACUGUUCCCAUACCUGGCAUAAAAAAGAAACGGGGAUCUCGACACAACCCCACAGAGCUUCAAAAUCCUUAUGAACCCAGCGUGCUCAAUAUUCAAGCAGGCAAAGAGGCCAUGCCAAUGGACACAGAUGUAUACAACCCAUAUGCAGACCCUGAUGAACUGAGGAGUUCUACAGUGGAUCGCAACCAGCUCUUCUUGGAGGAUGGAGAACUGGGCUCUGGUAACUUUGGGACAGUCAUGAGGGGAAUCUACAAAAUGAAAAGGUCGGAGAAGACUGUUGCGGUCAAAAUCCUGAAGAAUGACGAUAACGACCAAUCGGUACGUGACGAAAUGCUGCGGGAAGCCAAUGUCAUGCAGCAGCUGGACAAUCCUUAUAUCGUCCGGAUGAUUGGUAUCUGUGAGGCAGAGAACCUCAUGCUGGUCAUGGAGCUGGCUGAGCUGGGACCACUCCACAAGUUCCUGCAGAAAAACAAACAAACGACAAUAAAGAACCUCACAGAGCUGGUCCACCAGGUGUCCAUGGGAAUGAAGUACCUGGAGGAGCAUAACUUUGUGCACAGAGACCUCGCUGCCAGGAACGUGCUGCUGGUCACUCAGCACUACGCCAAGAUCAGUGACUUUGGCCUCUCUAAAGCCAUCGCUGAAGAGAAGAACUACUACAAGGCAAAGGGUCAUGGGAAGUGGCCGGUUAAAUGGUAUGCUCCUGAGUGUAUAAACUACUUCAAGUUUUCAUCCAAAAGCGAUGUGUGGAGCUUUGGGGUGCUCAUGUGGGAAGCCUACUCAUAUGGACAGAAACCAUACAAGGGAUUGAAGGGAAACGAUGUCAUGCAGAUGAUUGAAGGUGGAAGACGUAUGGAUGCCCCAGUGAACUGUCCACCAGAGAUGUAUGACCUCAUGAAAACUUGCUGGACAUACAAAGCGAAUGAAAGGCCCGGAUUUAAAGUUGUUGAGCCACGGCUACGAGAGUAUUAUUAUGACAUUGCAUCGUAAUUCUUCUCAUGGGUGUUAGGGGGUAAUGCAUAACAAUGUGCAGAAGGACUGCCUUUAUUCAUGCUUGAAUGAACGAAGCCACGUGCACAGAUAGACCCCUAAUGGUGCUCAAGCACCUGCCCCUUUGCCCUGGAUGAGAAAAGUGCCCCUUGGGCUGCUGGAGCCCAAUCUCUUCUUCAUUGAUCAAUAUGUAAGAAAUUACUCUCUCUGUCAUCAAUUCCCCCAAAUAUGUUUUGAUAUCUGGCGGGGCAUUUAUUUGAGUUCUUGUGAGAAUUUUGCGCCAACAUGCUCCGCGGCGCUCACAAGCCACCACCGCGCCCCUUCUUCCUCCUCCUCCUCCGCUUAGUGCUUGUGCAGUGCUGAGCGCCAAACGGGUGCAGCAUCAGACAGGUAAUGAGGGUGUUUGUGCAAUCCCCCCAACGUUGUUUGGUGAUAAAUUAACCAUAACAUUACGCCGCUGAGAACAUUACGUUGCAACUUGUCCGACGUUUUCUGAAAAAUAAACAAACAAAAAACUCACGUGAUUUCAAAUCCUUGUCCAGCUGUUUACUGACGUUUGUCUUGUUUAGUGAAGAGAGAGAGGGCGAGAGAUGCAGGCAGACAGGCAGAGAAUUUAAAGGCAGUUUUACUGUUCUACAUAUUGAACAAGUUUGCUAGUUUUGUUUAAUUUGAUUCAAUUAUUAAAAAGAAAGGUAGGUCUUAAGUUGAGCUACAUGACGGUCUGGUGAGGUGUAUUGUGGUAUAUUAUGCUUUGGUAUAUUAUAUAUAAUGCUGCUUAUGCAGAUGUCAGAAAACAGUAAAAAAAUGUAUGUGUGUUUUCAUCGUUAUAGAGCUUAUGUAAGUCCCUUUUGAUCAUUAUGCACAACAUUGGUUUAUCUUAUGCCACAUAACUUGUGGCAUAAUGCCAAGAAAAGAGAGACUCCAAAAGCAGAAUGACAGGGAAAAUAUCCUACUGUGUUUUUAUUUAUUUAUUUUAUUAUUAGUAUUUUUCCUUUUAUGAAUAAUUUUGGUGAUGGGUGCGCUUUUUUGGUUUUGGUUUGAGCACCUGCCCCCCAAAAUGUCUGUGCACGUGCCUGCCAGAGAUGUAAUGAAUUAUGAAUGCUGUUGUAAAAUAUUGAAGGACUACUUUCACAACUUGUAAACAAUUAACCGUAUUAAUGCAAAUUACAUUUAUUUUAUUACUUUUUACUUUUUUUGUUCUUUACUGAAUGUAAACAAUAUAGAAGUUAUAAUAAACAUACAAGUCUUGCUUAAUGUAUGAACAAACAUUGAUGUUAUAGGUAACACACUCCAUGCCUUAUUCAUUCACUAGAUGUGUUUCCUGCCGUCAGUGCAAACUUGCCUUUCACCGUUUUGAGAUCAAAAUUGCUCAUCGGGUGGGGGGGGGGUAGCUGGCUGGCCAGCGUUUCUUAGAUUGAAGUGAGACUAGGAGGAAAGGUGAUGUUGUGAUCUUGAUAAUAAAACAUAUUUGAUGUGGCAUGACGA